Leptonychotes weddellii (Weddell seal) is the source of this 623-nucleotide messenger RNA. It is a transcript of the gene ANAPC13, whose product is annotated as anaphase promoting complex subunit 13. The record is from RefSeq and is a predicted model, not a curated record. Gene Ontology annotation, cellular component: anaphase-promoting complex. Gene Ontology annotation, biological process: protein K11-linked ubiquitination. NCBI's taxonomy places the organism in Eukaryota, Metazoa, Chordata, Mammalia, Carnivora, Phocidae.
CAGUGGAGGUCUUUGUCUUCACUUCAUCUUCACAAUCACUUUCCGCACGCCGUGGAGGGCGGAAAGGCAAUUGCGUGGCGGUUCUGGACCUCCCCCGCGUCCACAUUUGGUAUAUGCAGCCGGAAGCCGGGACUGGGGUGGUCCCACGCCUGUGCACGGAUGGUGGUGGCCUGCGAGGGUCAAUUUUAGCGAGGGAGGAGGCCGUCCCGUUUAAUUCACGUAACUACAGGUUUGCGGAACUGCAAAGCUCAGGAAUGGGAUGAGACGUGCCGCUGCUCCGGGGAACACACGCACCGCGGGUCUGGGAAAACCAUAUCUGACAAGAUCAAAGCUGCAGGAGAAUGGACAGUGAGGUACAGAGAGAUGGAAGGAUCUUGGACUUGAUUGACGAUGCUUGGCGAGAAGACAAGCUGCCGUAUGAGGAUGUUGCAAUACCACUGAAUGAGCUUCCUGAACCUGAACAGGACAACGGUGGCACCACAGAAUCGGUUAAAGAACAAGAAAUGAAGUGGACCGACUUGGCCUUACAGUAUCUCCAUGAGAAUGUUCCCCCUAUAGGAAACUAAUAGCUGGCUCCUCCUUCAUGGACAGAUUUUUGAAAAAUACAUAGAUACAAAAUGUUU